AUGAUGUCUCAUAUUGUGAAGGGAGACGCAUUUUUGGAUUCGGUUUAUGAUAAUCUGGUGAAUGCACAGGAGACUCUGAAAGAAGUUGCCAUUGCUGUUAAUGCAGGUCUCAAAACUGUGGCAAACACAGUGAAGUUUGUGGAAAAUUUCAUAGAAUCAACUGUGGAAGAAGAUUGUGUCUACAAAUGCCCCGGUAAAAAAAUUCCUGUCCGUAAUCCAAAUCAUACACCCAAGGCAAAUGGAUGUGGCUCACUUGGGGUAUUCUUUGAAAAAGAAGAUUUGUCAAGGGCAGAAAUGGUUGAUUGUUGUAAUGAUCAUGACAUUUGUUAUGAUACUUGUGGGAGAGACAAAGAAGAUUGUGAUAAAAUAUUCAAAAGAUGUUUAUAUAAUACUUGCAAAAUUACUCAAAAUGAAAUGGACAUUUUGACAAAUAAAAAAUGCAAAGGAGGAGCAAAGUUGCUUUACACAGCUACGGUGGCUCUUGGGUGUACGCCAUUUAAGGAGGCUCAACAUAGUGCAUGUAGGUGUGUGCCAGUAAAGGCUGUGCCCCAUCAGAGGAAUGAGCUAUAG
Messenger RNA from Homarus americanus (American lobster), 570 nucleotides. Its product is annotated as group XIIA secretory phospholipase A2-like. Gene Ontology annotation, cellular component: extracellular region. Gene Ontology annotation, biological process: lipid catabolic process; arachidonate secretion; phospholipid metabolic process. Gene Ontology annotation, molecular function: A2-type glycerophospholipase activity; calcium ion binding. The transcript has a single exon. Lineage: Eukaryota; Metazoa; Arthropoda; Malacostraca; Decapoda; Nephropidae. The record is from RefSeq and is a predicted model, not a curated record. Bases 1 to 570 code for a protein of 189 amino acids.